This is a messenger RNA of Coregonus sp. 'balchen', 17089 nucleotides long. Lineage: Eukaryota; Metazoa; Chordata; Actinopteri; Salmoniformes; Salmonidae. The record is from the annotation of a GenBank genome assembly.
GAUUGACAUCCGGCAUAAUUUGGCACUAAAAGUGCAAACCCAAAAUAUAACUAACGAGAAGCUGAUUCUUAUAGCCAUCUAAGGUUAUCUUUGAUUUGUGGCGCAGCUAGCCUGCACAACCCAGUUGGUAUCUAGAUCUAAUCUAGGCGGUCGAAACUUGAAGUUGUGUGGUUUGCUCGUUAACGUCAGCUAGCUGAGAAGGAGAGGUUUUCAGAAAGUGCUCCAGGGCUAUGACUGCGGAAGAGGUGACCAACGAAGGACCGAACAUCCCAUUCACGAUGGAGGGAGAGGAUAUCACGCAGAAGAAAGAUGGAGGGGUUUUAAAGGUAACUAAACUAGCUAGCGGUCGACACUAGUUACCACUGCCACAAAGUCUUAAACCCCGCCUAUUUCUAACAUGUAUCUUCUUAAAAGGUGGUUUUAAACCUAACUGUAACUCUAACCUUAACCACAUUGCUAACCUUACACCUAACCCUAACCUUAAAUUAGAACCAAAAAGCACAUUGUUGUCAUUAAUUUGUACGAUAUAGCCAAUGUUGACUUUGCAGCUGUGUUAACUAGUGGAAACCCCUAGCGAGCCAACAAGCUAACGUUAGCUUGCUCGCUAUCUAGCCAAUAGCAAUUCAUUGAAUGGCAUAACCAGCUAGCUAACCUAGCUAGCUUGACUGAAAAACAUUCUAAGAUAUUCUGGUCAAUUGGCUACAGUAGGGUAAUUUAGAUUAGUGAGAUGAUUUUGCAGCGCAGUCCAUGAUCUAUUUGCAACAUUUGGGGUUUGCUACUGUAGUUAUAUCUAGCUAGCUAUUGGCUUGCACCUCACAUCGUGACAUCAUCACCUCGAACAAGUUAGCUAGCUUCCCCACCAGCCCAGCAUCCCACAAUAGUAUCCAGGUGCAGACCCGCAGCAGCCUGUGACUAAAACUACCCUGUCACUAAAACCAUAAUAUCGCGAUCUACUGGCUGUGGUUAACCCAGGGGAGAAUGACUGCCCCCUCUCGUUGAAGCCAGGAAGUUCAAGGCCGACCGCGGUACUACAGGCAUUGUUAUCAGAAAACAUUGAAAUUCGCAAUCUUAGUGUAAAUACAUUUCGAAGACAAUCAUGGUACCAAUUUUUGUUCUGUAUGUCCUUGAACCGAUUAUUAUUUUUUAAAUCGCACGGAUUAUCAUUUAGUAGCUAAUGGCAGCCAGCAGUAUAAGGGGGCAGCACUGAGCUAGCCUGCAACGUUACUUCCUGGAAUGGCUCGAACUGCGCUUUUUAUGUCUUCAUAGACAGGUUGGUUGUUUAAAUGCAUCGUUAUAGUUGUUGGUUAGCUAGCUAGCGAAUUUUAGUUAUAUUAGCAUAGAAGUGACAUCAGUCAAACACCCCAAAACAAGAUAUGGUAUCAAUAACAAGAUAAAACGAGGCUACAGUAAACAUAUCCUCCCCUCACGAAUGAUGCAGCUCCCCCUUGGGUCAAUCAGUGUAAUUUUGUAAAUGAGGGAUCUCUAUAGCGAGACACAUUAUUCACCCAAGUUUUGUCAAAAUCGGGCCAGUGGUGUCUGAGAUAUCGAGUGUGAUUAACAUAAAUACAUUUCCUCUCCUUCCCUAUAUCCCUUUCCUUAUCUCCAAACCUUUCCUAGCUCCCUUUUCCUAGCUUCCUUUCCUCAUUUUCUUUCCUAGAUUCCUUUACUCCUUUCCUCGCUAGUUUAUUUUCCUUCUUUCCUAGCUUCCUUUCCUUUCCUAGCUUCCUUUCCUUCCCUACCUCCCUUUUCUCCCUCCAUCCCUAUCUCCCUUUCUUUGUAUCCUUUCCUUUUCCUAGCUCCCUUUCCUAGCUCCCUUUCCUAGAUUCCUUUCCUCCUUUCCUUUACUCUUUUCCUAGCUCCCUUUAUUUUCCUCCUUUCCAAGCUUCCUUUCCUCCUUUCCUGGGAUUAACCACAGCCAGUAGAGAGGAAAAUUAAGGGAGAUGGGGCGGUAGGAAAAUAAGAUAAGGAGGUAGGAAAGGAAGCUAGGAAAGGAGGAAAAGGGAGCUAGGAAAGAAAAGGAGUUCACAUGUACAGUGCAUUCGGAAAGUAUUCAGACCCCUUGACUCUUUCCACAUUUUGUUACGUUGCAGCCUUAUUCUAAAAUGGAUAAAAUUAUAUAUUUUUCUCAUCAAUCUACACACAAUACCCCAUAAUGACAAAGUGAAAACAGGUUUUUAGAAAUGUUUGCAAAUGUAUAAAAAAAAAAAAAAGAUACCUUAUUUACAUAAGUAUUCAGACCCUUUGCUAUGAGAUUCGAAAUUGAGCUCAGGUGCAUCCUGUUUCCAUUGAUCGUCCUUGAGAUGUUUCUACAACUCGAUUGAAGUCCACCUGUGGUAAAUUCAAUUGAUUGGACAUGAUUUGGAAAAGCACACACCUGUCUAUAUAAGGUCCCACAGUUGAAAGUGCAUGUCAGAACAAAAACCAAGCCAUGAGGCCGAAGGAAUUGUCCGUAGAGCUCAGAGACAGGAUUGUGUCGAGGCACAGAACUGGGGAAGGGUACCAAAAAAUGUCUGCAGCAUUGAAGGUCCCCAAGAACACCGUGGCCUCCAUUAUUCUUAAAUGGAAGAAGUUUAGAACCACCAAGACUCUUCCUAGAGCUGGCUGCCUGGCCAAACUGAGCAAACAGGGGAGUAGUGCCUUGGUCAGGGAGGUGAUCAAGAACCCGAUGGUCACUCUGACAGAGCUCCAGAGUUACUCUGUGGAGAUGGGAGAACCUUCCAGAAGUACAACUAUCUCUGCAGCACUCCACCAGACGGUAGAGUGGCCAGACGGAGCCACUCCUCAGUAAAAGGCACAUGACAGCCUGCAUGGAGUUUGCCAAAAAGCACCUAAAGGACUCUCAGACCAUGAGAAACAAGAUUCUCUGGUCUGAUGAAACUAAGAUUGAGCUCUUUGGCCUGAAUGCCAAGCGUAAUGUCUGGAGGAAACCUGGCACAAUCUCUACGGUGAAGCAUGGUGGUGGCAGCAUCAUGCUGUGAGGAUGUUUUUCAGCGGCAGGGACUGGGAAAUUAAUCAGGAUCGAGGGAAAGAUGAACGCAGCGAAGUACAGAGAGAUCCUUGAUGAAAACCUGCUCCACAGCGCUCAGGACCUCCGACUGGAGCAAAGUUUCACCUUCCAACAGGACAUCGACCCUAAGCACACAGCCAAGACAACGCAGGAGUGGCUUCGGGACAAGUCUCUGAAUGUCUUUGAGUGGCCCAGCCAGAGCCCGGACUUGAACCCGAUCGAACAUCUCUGGAGAGACCUGAAAAUGGCUGUGCAGCGACGCUCCCCAUCCAACCUGACAGAGCUUGAGAGGAUCUGCAGAGAAGAAUGGGAGAAACUCCCCAAAUACAAGUGUGCCAAGCUUGUAGCGUCAUAUCCAAGAAGACUCAAGGCCGUAAUCACUGCCAAAGGUGCUUCAACAAAGUUCUGAGUAAAGGGUCUGAAUACUUAUGUAAAUGUGAUAUUUUUAUUUUUGUUACAUUUGCAAAAAUUUCUAAAAACAGUUUUUGCUUUGUCAUUAUGGGGUAUUGUGUGUAGAUUGAUGAGCGGGGAAAACGAUUUAGUCCAUUUUAGAAUAAGGCUGUAACGUAACAAAAUGUGGAAAAAGUCUAAACUUUCAGAAUGUACUGUAUGUGGUAGGGAUUAUGGUGCUUUCACGACAACUGAGAACUCAGAAAAAACGAGUUCAAGGGAAGGAGGAGAGGAGAAAGAAAAGACAAGGGAGGUAGGAAAGAAAGUGAGGAAAGGGAGAUGGGGAAGGAGGAGAGGAAAUGGAGGUAGGAAAGGAAGUUAGUAAAGGAGAAAAGGAAGCUAGGAAAGUUGUAAAGGAAAGGGAGCAAGAAGAGGAGAAAAGGAAUCUAGGAAAGAAAGAGGUUCACAUAUAUGUGGUAGGGAUAAACCAUGGCCAGUAGAGAGGAAAGGAAAGGAAGAAGAAAAGGAAUCUAUGAAAGGAGGCAGGGCAUAAAAUUACAAUUUUGGUCCACCAGCCACUGUAGCAGGUAGAUAAAAAGAUCUACCAGCCACUCAGAUCUUUUACCAGCCAAAAUGUAUAUUUUUUCUGCAAAAAUUACACCAACAAAACACACAAAAAACGGAUGAGCAUGCUUUGUAAUGUUUCUAAAACAAUACAUGUGUUACUACACUGCUCAAAAAAAUAAAGGGAACAAUAAAAUAACACAUCCUAGAUCUGAAUGAAUGAAAUGAUCUUAUUAAAUACUUUUUUCUUUACAUAGUUGAAUGUGCUGACAACAAAAUCACACAAAAAUUAUCAAUGGAAAUCAAAUUUAUCAACCCAUGGAGGUCUGGAUUUGGAGUCACCCUCAAAAUUAAAGUGGAAAACCACACUACAGGCUGAUCCAACUUUGAUGUAAUGUCCUUAAAACAAGUCAAAAUGAGGCUCAGUAGUGUGUGUGGCCUCCACGUGCCUGUAUGACCUCCCUACAACGCCUGGGCAUGCUCCUGAUGAGGUGGCGGAUGGUCUCCUGAGGGAUCUCCUCCCAGACCUGGACUAAAGCAUCCGCCAACUCCUGGACAGUCUGUGGUGCAACGUGGCGUUGGUGGAAGGCGCGAGACAUGAUGUCCCAGAUGUGCUCAAUUGGAUUCAGAUCUGGGGAACGGGCGGGCCAGUCCAUAGCAUCAAUGCCUUCCUCUUGCAGGAACUGCUGACACACUCCAGCCGGUCUUGCAUUGUCUUGCAUUAGGAGGAACCCAGGGCCAACCGCACCAGCAUAUGGUCUCACAAGGGGUCUGAGGAUCUCAUCUCGGUACCUAAUGGCAGUCAGGCUACCUCUGGCGAGCACAUGGAGGGCUGUGCGGCCCCCCAAAGAAAUGCCACCCCACACCAUGACUGACCCACCGCCAAACCGGUCAUGCUGGAGGAUGUUGCAGGCAGCAGAACGUUCUCCACGGCGUCUCCAGACUCUGUCACGUCUGUCACAUGUGCUCAGUGUGAACCUGCUUUCAUCUGUGAAGAGCACAGGGCUCCAGUGGCGAAUUUGCCAAUCUUGGUGUUCUCUGGCAAAUGCCAAACGUCCUGCACGGUGUUGGGCUGUAAGCACAACCCCCACCUGUGGAUGUCGGGCCCUCAUACCACCCUCAUGGAGUCUGUUUCUGACCGUUUGAGUAGACACAUUGUUACGUUAAUUAUUUAACAAAACUAUUUCAGUGUCUCGGUGCAUCUCCCAAAAGGUUGUAAGUCUUUUGGGAUUUAAGUAACGGACAGAGUCUCGAUCUGCAUAGUCAGAGAUUUAUUCAUUGAGAAUUCUGCCAUCACAAUUUCAGAGUCCAUCUUUUAUAGUCAUACGUCAUACAAAAAAAUCCCUCCCCUCUGUAGGGGGGCUGUAGUUUUCCACUCUAAAACUGCUCUCCUGACCAUCAGUUCACACACACACAUAUACACACAUGCAUACACACAUAAAUACACACACACUUUCUUAUCAUAGCCUACUACCUGCAUUCCUCAGUUAUUGCCGUUCUCACAAUAUUCUGCACCAUGUUUUCAUAACAGUUUCUCUACUCCCUAAAUUCCUCAGUUAUCAGUUGCCUUUGUUGUCUGGCCUAACUCUUACUCACAUUGCUAAAUAGUGGCUCAAUGCCAUAGCCUUUACUGGUCCUACACUCACACAUUUCUAACACAUUAUACACAGUUUCAGGGUGUAAUAAUUAGUCAUUAAUAAUUAAUCUAUCACACACGCACAUUUGUGGCCUGCUGGAGGUCAUUUUGCAGGGCUCUGGCAGUGCUCCUCCUGCUCCUCCUUGCACAAAGGCGGCGGUAGCGGUCCUGCUGCUGGGUUGUUGCCCUCCUACGGCCUCCUCCACGUCUCCUGAUGUACUGGCCUGUCUCCUGGUAGCGCCUCCAUGCUCUGGACACUACGCUGACAGACACAGCAAACCUUCUUGCCACAGCUCGCAUUGAUGUGCCAUCCUGGAUGAGCUGCACUACCUGAGCCACUUGUGUGGGUUGUAGACUCUGUCUCAUGCUACCACUAGAGUGAAAGCACCGCCAGCAAGUGGUCUGUGGUCACCACCUGCAAAACCAGUCCUUUAUUGGGGGUGUCUUGCUAAUUGCCUAUAAUUUCCACCUGUUGUCUAUUCCAUUUGCACAACAGCAUGUGAAAUGUAUUGUCAAUCAGUGUUGCUUCCUAAGUGGAAAGUUUGAUUUCACAGAAGUGUGAUUGACUUGGAGUUACAUUGUGUUGUUUAAGUGUUCCCUUUAUUUUUUUGAGCAGUGUAUUAAGAAAUUGUGUGAUUGUUUAAUUUCAUUUUUUGUGACCUGAUUCUUGUAACCAAAAUAUCACAGAUGAGACAAACAUUUUCACCUGCCCCUUUAUGGUUGGGGGUUACCAUGGUAACGUGGCAUGUUUGUGCCUGUGAGAUUGAGUCUGACUAGUAGAAGUGUUGUCUUCUCUUCCCAAGCAGUUGAAACUCAAACAUAGAAAUAUAACCUAGCUUGUGAACGAAAACAAUGUAAAUGGCCAAGAAACACAAUGACAAAGUCUCACUUCAGUAGACUUUCGUUUCAAGUAAAUUAGACUAACUUUUAUGCCUACAAAUUAAUAUUUCACUCAGCUCUUCACGUGCGCACAGCCCCCAGCCAGGCAGUGUUGCAGUGCGAGGUGGAAUAGGCUAUAAAGUAUUUGUAGUUCUUUGACUUUGUGCGAUUUAAUUUAGCAGCUAUGAAACAAAAUGGCAGCAACACUUAAACAGCUACUGCAGCAAUUAUUUUACUAUAAAUGUGAUCAUACUUGACUUUUUAUUCACAAAUGCGAUUAAAAUGCUUGCCCUGUGGAGCCCUGACCACCCAUGAGGAAAGGAAUCUAGGAAAGAAAAGUUCACAUGUAUGUGGUAGGGAUAAACCACGGCCAUUAGAUGGUGAUAGUAUUGGUUUUAGUGACAGGCUGCUGUGGGGCUGCAGCUGGAUGCAUCUUCUGCAGCUAACUAUCACAUGUCUAGUCAUCCCUAUUCAUUGUGAAGAUUUAGCAGUGAUCUAGCAGUGUCUUAGUUUUGGCUGGAAGGUUCUGGCCUGGGUAUAAGCAUUUCGUGGUUUCUUGUUUGUCAGCAAACGUAUCUCGUUACCUGGACGUUUUCUAGAAUGCCAAGAACAUAUGCUAUUUACUUAGCUAGCAGUAGUAAGCUAGCAAGCCUGCCAUAUUCGGGAUACACACAGCUGCUUGGAGGGGUGUGUGUGGAGAUUCUCCUUCUGGUUUUGGUGACCUGACCCUGCCCUGCUGAAUAUCCUAUUUCUGCAGACAGUGUGGCUGGUCACUGCUGAUACUGAGAAGGGUGUGUGUGUGAGAGACUGUCAGUCAGUCUGUCCCAUGGUGUAUUUCCUACAGGCAGACUUGCAACACAUGGUGUCUCAUCAGACAGUUCCCACAUUUCCACAUCAUCACACAAAUACAUCACCUCUUGAACAGUUUUAGAGCCCACAGCCCAAGACCUAAACACAACAGCAGCCCAAAGUACUAGAAUGCAUAGAGUAAACAUGCACCUGUUAAGAAACUGACUGUUAGAACUGUUAAGGCUCCUGUAUGGUUGAAAGAGAUGGGGCAAAAGGAGUGGCUAAUAAGUCUGCCUGCACAUCUGACUGGCUGACUUACUGCAAAUUGAGACAUUAUGUGACUAAACUCAACAAAAAGAAGAAGAAACUGUAUUAUGAAGCCAAGAUCAAUGAUAUAAAGAAUGAUGGGGAAAAAAAACAACUUUGGAGGACUUUUUAAAUGAAAUUAUGGGCAGAAAGACAAAUUCAACUCAAUCUUUCAUCGAAUCAGAUGGCUUAUUCAUCACAACCAUUUGAUGUUGCCAAUUAUUUUAAUGAUUACUUCAUUGGCAAAGUGGGCAAACUUAGGCAGAAAAUGCCAACAACGAACAGUGAGCCAUCAUAUUCAUGCUUAAAAAAAAAAAAAUGAAAGAAAAGCAUUGCAAGUUUGAAUUUUGUAAAGUUAGUGUGGAAGAAAAUGAUCAAUGACAAACCUCCUGGCAUUGACAACUUAGAUGGAAAUCUACUGAGGAUGGUAGCUGACUAUAGCCACUCAUAUCUGUCAUAUAUUUAAUCUGAGCCUAGAGGAAAGUAUUUGUCCUCAGGCCUGGAGGGAAGCCAAAGUAAUUCCGCUACCCAAGAGUGGUAAAGCGGCCUUUACUAGUUCUAACAGCAGACCUAUAAACUUGCUGCCAGCUCUUAGCAAACUGUUGGAAAUAAUUGGGUUUAACCAAAUACAAUGCUAUUUCUCUGUAAACAAAUUAACAACAGACUUUCAGCGUGCUUAUAGAGUAGGGCACUCAACAUGUACUGCACUGGCACAAAUGACUGAUAAUUGGUUGAAAGAAAUUGAUAAUAAGAUUGUGGGAGCUGUACUGUUAGAUUUCAGUGCAGCCUUUGAUAUUGACCAUAACCUGUUGUUGAAAACGUAUGUGUUAUGGCUUUUCAACCUCUGCCAUAUCGUGGAUUCAGAGCUAUAUAUCUAAUAGAACUGAGGGUUUUCUUUAAUGGAAGCUUCACUAAUGUCAAACAUGUAAAGUGUGGUGUACCGCAGGGCAGCUCUCUAGGCCCUCUACUCUUUUCUAUUUUUACCAAUGCCACUGGCAUUAAACAAAGUGUGUGUGUCCAUGUAUGCUGAUGAUUCAACCAUAUAUGCAUCAGCAACCACAGCUAAAGUCACUGAAACCCUUAACAAAGAGUUUAGUCUUUUGGAAUGGGUGGCCAGUAAUAAACUGGUCCUGAACAUCUCUAAAACUAAGAGCAUUGUAUUUGGUACAAAUCAUUCCCUAAGCUCUAGACCUCAGCUGAAUCUGGUAAUGAAUGGUGUGGCUGUUGAGACAAAAUUACUUGGCGUUACCUUAAAUUGUAAACUGGCAUGGUCAAAACAUAUAGAUUCAAUGGUUGUAAAGAUGGGGAGAGGUCUGUCUGUAAUAAAGAGAUGCUCUGCAUUUUUGACACCACAUUCCAAAAAGCAAGUCCUGCAGGCUCUACCUUUGUCUUAUCUUGAUUAUUGUCCAAUCGUGUGGUCUAGUGCUGCAAGGAAAGACCUAGUUAAGCUGCAGCUGGCCCAGAACAGAGUGGCACAUCUUGCUCUUCAUUGUAAUCAGAGGACUGAUAUAAAUACUAUGCAUGCCAGUCGCUCUUGGCUAAGAGCUGAGGAGUGACUGACUGCAUCACUUCUUCUUUUUAUAAGAAACAUUCCAAAUUGUUUACGUCGUCAACUUACACACAACUUUGACACACACACACUUACCCCACCAGAUAUGCCACCAGAGGUCUUUUCACAAGUCCCCAAAUCCAGAACAAAUUCAAGAAAGCGUACAGUAUUAUAUAGCGCCAUUAUUCCAUAUUGCUCAAAUAAACAGCAAACCUGGUUUCAAAAAACAGAUAAAGCAACACCUAACGGCACAACGCCUCCCCCCUAUUUGACCUAGAUAGUUUGUGUGUAUGUAUUGGUAUUGAUAUGUAGGCUACGUGUAAUUUUUUAUUGAUGUUGUUCUGUCCUUGAGCUGUUCUUGUCUAUUAAUGUUCUGUAUUAUGUCAUGUUUUGUGUGGACCCCAGGAAGAGUAGCUGCUGCUGUUGCAACAGCUAAUGGGGAUCCUAAUAAAAUACCGAACACUACCACAGACAUACUGUGCCAUACCCUGCUACAGCACAACUAACCUUCAGUGUCUCUCUUUCCCUCUCUCCCUCCCCUACAUCUCUAGUUGGUGAAGCAGGAGGGCACAGGGACAGAGCUGCCUAUGACGGGGGACAAGGUGUUUGUUCACUAUGUUGGCACGCUGCUGGAUGGAACCCCAUUUGACUCCAGUCGCGAACGAGGAGAGAAGUUCUCCUUUGAGCUGGGCAAAGGUGUGUGUGUGUGUAUCAAAUGUGUGUCUGUGUGUAAGUAUAAGCCAGGUGAUCAAGGCAUUUGACCUGGGUGUAGCUACUAUAAGUGUUUGUGUGUGUGUAGGUCAGGUCAUCAAGGCGUGGGACCUGGGAGUGGCUACUAUGAAAGUAGGAGAGAUCAGCCAGCUGAUCUGUAAACCAGAGUACGCUUACGGCACCGCCGGCAGCCCCCCGAAGAUACCCCCCAAUGCUACUCUUGUCUUCCAGGUAACCUUCUGUCUGUCUGUGUGAACAUUGACGUUUGACUUUGUGAGUGCUUAAAUUUAUGUUUAGUGUGUGUGUGUGUGUUAGGUGGAGCUGUUUGAGUUUCGAGGGGAGGACAUCACUGAGGGAGAGGAUGGAGGAAUCAUCCGUCGCAUCAUCACUAAGGGAGAGGGAUACUCCAAACCUAACGAAGGAGCUGCCGUAGAAGGUACACACACAAACAUAUCGUCAUCAAUAAGGAACAGGGAUAUUCCAAACCAAACGAAGACCUACUGUACAGGAUACAAGCUCUCACACCUUUCUCUGUCUCUUUCCCCUGCAGUGUGUGUGGAGGGCAGCUGUGAGGGCAAGGUCUUUGACCAGAGGGAGCUGAAGUUUGAGUUGGGAGAUGGAAAGAGCCUGGGUCUGCCAAAUGGAGUGGAGAAAGCCCUGACUGCCAUGGAAAAGGGAGAGGAGUCACUCUUUAUCAUCAAACCCAAGUAAUACACACACACCCACAAUUACAAACCUAGUCUACAUACUAUGUUGUUAUUUUGAGAAAUGUGUAGUGGUGUGUUCUCUGGUUAUAUUGGCCGAGUUGUGUGACUGUGUAUGUAUGGAUAUCUAAUUGUAGUGUGUGUAGAUAUGGAUUUCUAAGUGUGUGUGUGUGUGUGUAGGUAUGGCUAUGGAAACACAGGAAGCAGCAAGUACAGUAUUCCUGGUGGAGCCACUCUGCAGUACAAACUCAAACUGACCGCCUUCGAGAAGGUAUGACCCCUCACCCUUUAGCCAUAUCAACCAGAGGGUCCUGUCCAGAAACAUGCCUUAGGCAUUUUAUUCAUGACAUUUCCAAACCAUUUGCCUACUAAGUGUGCCCCAGAUAAGUCUGGUGUUCUGAGAGGUGAUUUGCUGACUGACUGAAGCAUUUCCUGUUCCCCAGGCCAAGGAAUCCUGGGAGAUGAACUCAGCAGAGAAACUGGAGCAGAGUAUCAUCAUCAAGGAGAAGGGAACACAGUACUUCAAGGUCUAGAUUUAGAUUUUAGUCAUUUAGCAGACCCUCUUAUCCAGAGCGACUUACAGGAGCAAUUAGGAUUAAGUACCUUGCUCAAGGGCACAUCGACAGGUUCUUAACCGCUAGGCUACCUGUGGGUGGGUGGGUGGGUGGGUGGGUGGGUUGGAGGGAGGAGAGAAGUAGCUUCAAGCAGCAGUGCAGUAUAACCAGCCAGGUCGCCCGUGAUACAAGUCAGUAUUAGACGUCCAGCCAUGUCUGAGGAUGUCGGGAAAUGAUGUGGAAACUGGCCACUAGGAGCAACAGUAAGCGCUGUUACCUUCAAAUAGGUUUCGAUUUUGCUAGGGCAGUGGGGUUGGCGGAUGGGCAUCUGCUUCUGGUGCAAAAGGUUGCAUGUUUGAAUCCAGCGAUAGAAAGUUAUUUUUGAGAUUUUUGUUUUAAGCUUAUCCCAAACCUUAACCCUUACCUUAACCAUUUGGAGUUAAUGCCUAACCUUAACAUUUCAGAGAUAAUGCCUAAACUUAACCAUAAACGUAACCUUAAACACUUUGAAAUUUGACAUUUGAGAAACCUGGAUGAACAUCUAAUUCUGACGUGAGACUGUGCGAGCUUGUUUAGUAUAACAGGAUUGUGUGUGUGUGUGUGUAGGAGGGGAAGCAUCGCCAAGCGGCUGUCCAGUAUAACAGGAUUGUGUGUGUGUGUGUGUAGGAGGGGAAGCAUCGCCAAGCGGCUGUCCAGUAUAACAGGAUUGUGUGUGUGUGUGUGUGUGUAGGAGGGGAAGCAUCGCCAAGCGGCUGUCCAGUAUAACAGGAUUGUGUGUGUGUGUGUGUGUAGGAGGGGAAGCAUCGCCAAGCGGCUGUCCAGUAUAAGAGGAUUGUGUGUGUGUGUGUGUGUAGGAGGGGAAGCAUCGCCAAGCGGCUGUCCAGUAUAACAGGAUUGUGUGUGUGUGUGUGUGUGUAGGAGGGGAAGCAUCGCCAAGCGGCUGUCCAGUAUAACAGGAUUGUGUGUGUGUGUGUGUAGGAGGGGAAGCAUCGCCAAGCGGCUGUCCAGUAUAAGAGGAUUGUGUCAUGGCUGGAGAAUGAAUCAAGUUUGCCCGAGGGGGAGGAGCAGAAAGCUAGAGCCCUGCGAUUGGCUGCUCACCUCAACCUGGCCAUGUGCUUCAUCAAGCUACAGGAACCAAGCUCUGCCUUCGACAACUGUGACAAGGUACACAUGCACACUCACUCAGGAGACACACACCUGACCUGACUGUAUCUGAACCUAUCUGACAUCCCAAAUAUUCCACAUCACACCUAUUCCCCGACCUACUUUUGGUUUCUGCUCUCUCUCUCACGUGUAUGCGAAGGCCCUGGAGCUGGACGAGGCCAAUGAAAAGGCUCUAUUCCGGAGGGGGGAGGCGCUGUUUGCCAUGAAGGAGUUUGAUAGGGCGAGAGCAGACUUCCAACGCGUCACACAACUUUAUCCUAGCAACAAGGCCGCCAAGAGCCAGGUACUGUACUAGAAUGGUCUUUGUGUACCCCCGUCUAAACUUCCCUCUCAUCUGGAUGUCCAUCUCUCUGAUCCGGGGCUCUCUGUCUUCCCUCCCAGGUGGCUCUGUGCCAGAAGCAGAUUAAGGAGCAGCAUGAGAAGGACAAGAGGCUCUACGCCAACAUGUUCCAGAAGUUUGCAGAGAGAGACGCCAAGGUGAGUCAAACAGCCCUUAGUCCCUACACAUUUCCUGUAGCCUCAAGGUGAGUUGAGAUGGAAUACUGAGGAGACAUCAGAACAGGGCUGAAGUUUUCUAAAUUAACCACUAGAGGGCAGACUAACCCACACUUAGCAUCAUAUCUUUUAAUUUUAAUUUUACAAUGACGGCCUACCCCGGCCAAACCUGGACAACGCUGGGCCAAUUGUGCGCCGCCCUAUAGGACUCAUAAUCACGACCGGAUUGUGAUACAGCCUGGAAUCUAACCAGGGUCUGUAGUCACGCCUCUAGCACUGAGAUGCAGUGCCUUAGACCACUGCGCCACUCGGGAGCCCAUAUAAGAAAGUGUUCCAUAGGGAUGCUGGCCAUGUUGACUCCAAUGCUUCCCACAGUUGUCAAGUUGGCUGGAUGUCCUUUGGGUGGUGGACCAUUCUUGAUACACACAGGAAACUGUUGAGUGUGAAAAACCCAGCAGCAUUGCAGUUCUUGACAUACUCACACCGGUGCGCCUGGCACCUACUACCAUACCCCGUUCAAAGGCACUUAAAUAUUUUGUCUUGCCCAUUCACACUCUGAAUGGCACACAUACACAAUCCAUGUCUCAUUGUCUCGAGGCUUAAUCCUUCUUUAACCUGUCUCCUCCCCUUCAUCUACACUGAAGUGGAUUUAACAAGUGACAUCAAUAAGGGAUCAUAGCUUUCACCUGGUCAACCUAUGUCAUGGAAAGAGCAUGUUCUUAAUGUUUUGUAUACUCAGUGUAAAUGUACUGUUUUUUAAUGUCUCUCUCUUUCUCUCUGCUGUGAUGAACAGAAGGAGGCUGACAAGGGGACGGAGAACGUAGGAGGGAUGGAAGUGGAGGAGAGUGGAGGACAGGAGUAAUGGCUGCUGGAGAAAGAUGUGGCAGUCUGUCUGUCAUGAAUACUUUUAAAACUUCAUACAUUUAUGUUUAUAAAGAGAGAAUGUGUUUGUGUUUGUGAGAAGUGUGUGUGUGUCCAUGGCUCAACUGUAUCUCGUGUGUGUGUGUGUGUGUGUGUGUGUGUGUGUGUGUGUGUGUGUCUGCGUUCUAUUGUCAUGGCAGCUAGCUGGCUGGGUGGGCCUUCUGUAGCUGACUGCACUCGGGAGGUGUGGCUAAAAGGAGUGUCCCCCAUCCCUCUGGUUAGCAUGUAGCAGGCUGCCCCUCCCUCCACCACUCCGCCUCCCUCCACCACUCCCCCGCUCAUAGAGCUCUUUGCUUAAUGGAGUUGGAAGCCCAGUACUGGGUGUGUGCGUAUUUGUGUGUGUGUAAACCCCCCUUCUUUCACCAAGCAAGGGCUAAUCCCCAAACCCCCUUCUCUUCUCACCCCCUCCCCCUUCCAAGGCCAACUGAUCAACUCCUGGGGACUGCUCCCUGUGUAUGUGUGACUGCGUGUCUGCAGACAGUAGCAGCACCCUCUCUAGCAGCAGUCAUGCUAACUAAGCGGUUGCUCUCUGCUUCUCAAACACACUGUAUGUUCUUACCCUGGGUUUAUGAUUUCUCUUAACUGUUCUUCAUGGGAUGAUGAUUUACUUCACACCUAGAAGGGUGUGUGCGUGUGUGUGUGCGCAAGUGUGUGUGAAGCAGCUAACGCAGCUUCUCCUGGUCAGACUCAACCAGUAUAAAGCUCAGUCACAUUACAUAUAUAGUCUUACUGUAGUCUGUCUGCAUCCCAAAUGAUACUCUAUACCUUGUAGAUCAGGGAUUCCCAAACUCCAGCUUGGGGCCCCCAAUGGGUGCACGUUUUGGUUUUUGCUCUAGCACUACACAGCUGAUUCAAAUAAUCAAAGCUUGAUGAUCAGUUGGUUAAUUGAAUUAUCUGUGUAGUGCUAGGGCAAAAAACAAAACAUGCACCCAGAGGGUGGGGCCCCAGGACCGAGUUUGGGAAACCCUGUUGUAGAUGACACAAUAUGCCCUACUUUUUGACCAGUGGUCAGAGGUGGCUACUAAAGUAGUGCACUAUAUAGGUAAUGGGUGUCAUUUGAGAUGCAGACUUACUGUAAUCUUACUCUUACAGACAGCAUCUCCAGCUCCAGCAGACCUGGCUCUAGGUUCAGCUAAACAAGGUCCUGUGGAGCAGGGCAGAGCAGCUAGGGAAUGCGAUUGGUCAGUGGGUGGGGUUUAGGGUGUCAACUGUGUGCUGGUUGGUUGGUUGGAGGGGGGGGGGGGGGGGGGGGGGGGGGGGGGGUCUGUCUGAUUGGAGCAUCACGAUUGGUUCUCAGACUGAAGGCUCUAACUCAGGGUUCUUCAAUUCCGGUCCUGGAGGGCCGAAACACUUCUGUUUUUUAUUUCUACCUGGUAGUUAAUUGCACUCACCUGGUGUCCCAGGUCUGAAUUAGCCCCUGAUUAGAAGGAGAGGAUGAAAAACAGAGGUGUUUCGGCCCUCCAGGACCGGAAUUGAAGAACCCUGCUCUAACUGCUAAUAAACAGAAAUUACGCAAACUCUGGUCUCUGUGUCCUCAUUUUUUGUACAAGGGUCAGUGUACCUUUUGGCCAAUCGAUUUUGUAGUAUACAGUGGAAACGAUAAAAGUAGUUUUUUCAAGACUGACAAAAUUAAAAUGCAAACUAAUUGGGUAAACCAAAAGCAAUCCUCCCAGUUGAGAUAUAAUUUAUUUGUCAUGCAUAAUCGUUAGAUGCUAAGCCGGUUCCUUGGGAUGACCCUAAACCAACCCUUAACCGUUUCAAAUGUAAACUUCAGUGGGGUGACAUCAGAUGUGGGUCCUCCCAAGCAAAAACCAUGCAUUACCCUGGCCAUAACUAAAACCAUAUCUCAAUCCCAUUUUCACUCAACAGUUUGGCCUGUCAAUCAAUGUAGGUGGGGUUUUCAAAGAAGGGGGUGGGAUGUUUGUGAGAGACAGUUGAUAGAGCUCCAGACCUGUCUAUCAAUCACUGGGGGUGGUGUACCAGGAGGGGGUAGGGUGCUACUAGUGGCUAGGUGCUACUAGUGGCUAGGCCAAGGGUAUUCAACUCUUACCCUACGAGGUCUGGAGCCUGCUGGUUUUCUGUUCUACCUGAUCAUUAAUUGCACACACCUGGUGUCCCAGAUCUAAAUCUGUCCCUGAUUAGAGGGGAACAAUGAAAAAGCAGUGGCAAUGGCUUCGAGGUCCAGAGUUGAUUUUGAGGGGGCUAGGCUGUUCUGACAGGCACAACAGUUGGGUUUACUAAAUCUGGUAUGCACCAUGGCAGUUUUAGCAUGUUUGAAGGAUCUGGCCUUUGAAGGGUCUGUGUGAUGUAUUAUUUUUUUAAAUCCUAAAGAUAGUAAUGAUCUGAUUAUCUGGCAAAAUUUUCUCUUUAAUCCAGAGCAGUGCUCUCCAACCCUGUUCCUGGAGAACUACCGUCCUGUAGGUUUUCGCUCCAACCCUAAUCUAGCACACCUAAUAAUUACCUGGUUUAUAAGAUGAAUCAGGUCAGUUACAACUAGGGUUGGAGCAAAAACCUACAGGGUAGCUCUCCAGGAACAAGGUUGGAGAGCCCUGAUCCAGAGCCAUAUAAUCAGUAUACGUGGCCCAUGCAGAGCUCAAACCUACCACCCUCUUCUAUAAACCAGCUAUCUGAACCAGAUCUGGAUCGACAUGAUCCAGAGUUGUUGAAGUUAUUGUUCACUCCUGAGUGGCGCAGUGGUCUAAGGCACUGCAUCGCAGUGCUAACUGUGCCACUAGAGAUCCUGGUUCGAAUCCAGGCUCUGUCGCAGCCGGCCGCGACCGGGAGACUCAUGGGCGGCGCACAAUUGGCCCAGCGUCGUCCAGGGUAGGGGAGGGAAUGGCCGGCAGGGAUGUAGCUCAGUUGAUAGAGCAUGGCGUUUGCAACGCCAGGGUUGUGGGUUCGAUUCCCACGGGGGGCCAGUAUAAAAAAAUAUAUAUGUAUUCACUAACUGUAAGUCGCUCUGGAUAAGAGCGUCUGCUAAAUGACUAAAAUGUAAAUGUAAAUGUAAUGUAAAUGUUCUGUUAGCUGUGGAUAUGAUCCCACCACAAACAGGAACUAGGCUAACUCAGAUCACUAGACAUAUUUGUGUUCAGUUGGUGGUGGGUCAGUAGGGGUGUGUGUGGGUCAGUGGUACUGACCAGCAGCUAAACCUGUCUCUCCUUUCACCUGCAUGGCUGCUUAGGUGGCCAUGACAUUAUCAGGUGGCUCUACUUCCUGUUUCCUUCACACACAACUGUGUCCUGGUUUCCAUCUCAAUGAAAAAGUAAACAUAUGAAGGUCACAUGCUGUGACUGGAGAGAAAGGAGGGAAAACAGGACUGGUGACAGCAACAUGAUGGAUGUGUAGCCUAUAUCAGCUUUUUGCUUUCACCUGUAGUUCUUUGCUAUCAAUGUAAAAGAGGAGAGGUUCCUACUGAAUUAA